Molecule: messenger RNA, 1106 nt
Organism: Gastrolobium bilobum
Lineage: Eukaryota; Viridiplantae; Streptophyta; Magnoliopsida; Fabales; Fabaceae
Product: tropinone reductase homolog At2g29260, chloroplastic-like
Exons: 5
Coding region: 1-963 (320 amino acids)
Molecular function (GO): oxidoreductase activity
Source: RefSeq, a predicted model, not a curated record
AUGCAUCAGGCUUCUCUCUGUACUGUCCCAAAUUCAACAGCCACUCUUCCAUUACUAUCAAGCCGCAUUGAUUCUCCUACAACCAUCUCUUUCAAGCUUAGAAGAAUAUCACAAACCACUCGCAUGAGACCAAUUAGGUGCCAACCCAUGUUGCAUUCUCCCACGAAUAGUACCCCAACACAGCAUAGGUGGUCUCUUCGGGGGAUGACAGCUCUCGUAACUGGUGGAACACGCGGAAUUGGGCACGCCAUUGUGGAGGAAUUGAUGGGGCUUGGGGCAAGAGUGCAUACCUGUGCCAGAAAUGAAGAUGAACUCAGUAAGUGCCUGAAGGAAUGGAAUGAUUCGGGUUUUGAGGUUACUGGCUCAAUUUGUGAUGUGUCUGUUCCACAUCAGAGGGAGGCACUGAUGGAGUUAGUCUCCUCUGUCUUCCAUGGGAAACUCAACAUCCUUAUAAAUAAUGUAGGGACAAACAUUCGGAAACCAAUGACAGAAUUCACAACUGCAGAGUUUUCCAGUCUCAUUGAUACCAAUUUAGGAUCCACCUUUCAUAUAUGCCAACUUGCAUAUCCACUUCUGAAAGCAUCGGGAGUGGGAAGUGUUGUAUUCAUCUCGUCUGUUUCUGGUUUUGUCUCACUGAAGUCAAUGUCUGUUCAAGGAGCAACAAAAGGGGCAAUCAAUCAACUUACAAAAAAUCUUGCGUGUGAGUGGGCAAAAGACAAUAUUAGGAGUAAUGCAGUUGCACCUUGGUACAUCCGAACUUCAAUGGUGGAGCAAGUGCUCAGCAACAAAGACUAUCUGGAAGAGGUGUACUCUCGAACUCCUCUUAGGCGCCUCGGAGAUCCAGCAGAAGUUUCUUCUCUUGUUGCCUAUCUUUGCCUACCAGCAUCGUCAUACAUCACUGGCCAGAUUAUAUGUGUUGAUGGAGGAAUGUCCGUGAAUGGUUUCUACCCAACACACAUCUAAGAGUUGCAGCUUAUACCAUACUCUCUGCUUUUUACUUAUUUUUCUCUCCACCUGCCAUUCCUGUGAAGCAUUAGGCAUGGUGAAGGCACAGUUCUUGGUCAAACUUUAGAAUUAUGAGCUUUGAGUCCACUAAAAAAGUCCAG